Molecule: messenger RNA, 882 nt
Organism: Plasmodium cynomolgi strain B
Lineage: Eukaryota; Apicomplexa; Aconoidasida; Haemosporida; Plasmodiidae
Exons: 2
Coding region: 1-882 (293 amino acids)
Source: RefSeq, a predicted model, not a curated record
AUGACGACCAACCAGAAUGCCGCCAUCUUCAGUAGCGACCUGCAGACCUUUAUCGUCACCAAGUACGACCCGCUGCUCACCAUCGUGAAGGAACUAAAUGAUAAACUGCAGAACUCGGAGAAAGACAAGUACCGCCUGGAGAAGAGGCUGAUGAAGUUGGAGAGACAGGUGGUGGUGCUGCUGGACAAGCUGGAAGUAACGGACAUAAUUAUCGACCGGGAGGGAAAAGAAAGCAAAGUCGAUAGGAAAAUAAAUCAGCAAAUUGAAAACGAAGAAAAUUUGCUAACUCCAUGGUUAUUCUCCUGUCAGAUGGGGACGCCACUCUCCUCCCUACAAGUGCUCCUGGAAUUCAGCAACAAAAACACUAUCGAGUUAAAUGUGAGGUUAUGGAAGAGAGAGGAAGAUAUGUGGAUCAAUUUUUUGCAACUUAUUUCUUCAAACGAUAAAAAUUACCUGCCUCAGUCACUAACCCUAAUGGACUUAAGGAAGGCCACAAGGAAAUGCCUCUUAACCAUCUGCACCAAUGAGGUGUUAGUGGUUUUAAGAAACGUUCCAGGAAAAUCUCAAGCCAUUUACAACACGGCCACGAUGACUCUAGUUGCUAUUUUGGCGUCCGCUAUUUAUGAGGCUUGGAAGAGGAUUGAGCUUACCGACCCGGUGUCCCUUGGCCGGGUGGUCCUCGUGCUGGAUGGUGAGAGUCCAUCUUUCAUGGGGAGGGGGGGGGAGAAGCGAACAGAAGGCGAACGCCGAAUGGCUGUGCUCCCCAUCAUCCCAAUGCAUACCUUCCCCAUUUGUCCUCUACACCUCCCCUUCGCAGGAGAAGAUGUCGGAUCGAGACUACGAGCUGGAAACAAGAAACUCAAAAUAGAGCCCCUGAAUUAG